ACUGUUAUUUUAGUUUUAUAGAAAAGUUUGUUUGUUUGUCUGUCAUGGCUGAAUUUUUGCCUGAUGUGGACGACGUGGAUGAAAUUGCAUUUGAUUUUGAUGGCCGGCCGUAUCUAUUUGAGCCGGAGUACACAGAUGAAGAGCUUCAAGAAAUUGAAGAACGGACGAGGAGAGACGGAGUUGGGCAACAGGCAGAGGGCACGGAACCAGCUGCUGCAAGGCUGCGAAACACUGGAAACUGGUGGUGUUCCUGUGGGUGCUGUGUACCUUUGCCUACAGAGGAGGAAUGCCUCUGUUGCAGGGAAUGGGACCUUUUGCAGCCAGCUGUGUUUGGGGAUUACCCAGUGGACGGUACACAACGCUGUGUAACGUCAUCAGAGGAUUUCCCCUCCUUGAUCAACAGGGCAGUGCUAGAGACCUUCUUCCAUGUUCCCAAAAUCAACUGGAAGAGGCGGCCAAGACCACAGGGAGAAAACGGCCAGCUGUCUAUUGACCAAUGCAGACUAGUGGCUUACCGUGUGGUGCUGGAGUGGGCGCUCAGAGGAGAGCGUCUAGGUCGUGGCAAUAGGAGAGUGUUGCCUAGAUGUAUAGUUAUGGCUAUAAGAAGCAAGUACCCCUCUCCCACCGGCACUUACACUGGCUUCAACGAGGCAGAGGACAUCUUCAAUAUACUGUAAAUAUUUCUGUACACGUACAUAUCACUGUAAGAUUCAAUCUUUUACAAUAAAGUAAUAACAAUAGCACAGCUGUGUUUCUAUCUCUUUAUUUUAAACCACAAACCAACACCCCCACAACCACACCCCCACACACACCAAUAAUGUUCUAUACAUUAUUUUUUGUCAGCUUUAGUAUGGUUUGAACCGUGAACUGUGCCGUGCAAGUAAG
This is a messenger RNA of Entelurus aequoreus (snake pipefish), 885 nucleotides long. RefSeq lists its product as uncharacterized. The record is from RefSeq and is a predicted model, not a curated record. Bases 45 to 677 code for a protein of 210 amino acids. The transcript has 2 exons. Lineage: Eukaryota; Metazoa; Chordata; Actinopteri; Syngnathiformes; Syngnathidae.